AUGCAAAAAUUCAUCGUAUUUGCGGCUCUUGUCGCCGUGACAUUCGCCAGUGAUGUUAUAGAUUUAACUGAUAGUAACUUUGAUUCGGUUGUUAAUGGUGAAGACAUCAUUCUCGUUGAGUUUUUCGCACCUUGGUGUGGUCACUGCAAGAGGCUAGCCCCAGAGUAUGAGACUGCAGCCACUGCCUUGAAGAAGAAUGACCCCCCAGUAGCCCUUGCUAAGAUUGAUUGUGUCGGUGAUGGUAAAGACAAAUGUCAACAAUAUGGUGUUAGCGGGUACCCUACACUAAAAAUCUUCAAAAAUGGAGAAGUUAGCGCUCCUUAUGAGGGGCCUAGAGAGAGUGCUGGAAUUAUUGGAUACAUGAGGAAGAAGGCUGGACCAGUAACCAAAGUCCUCAACAGUGUAGAAAAUGCCAAGAAUUUUGUUACUAAAGAUGAUGCUGAUGAUAAUGCCGUUGUUGUUGGUUUCUUCGAGAGUGCAGACAGUGAUGGAGCCAAAACCUUCAAAAAACUGGCUGAUGCUUUAAGUGAAGACUUUAUGUUUGGUGUCUCAACUGACAGCGCUAUCAAUAAAGAAUUUAAACAAAAAGACUCUGUUGUCAUUUUCCGUCCCAAGCGUCUUCAAAAUAAGAUGGAGGGAGCCACAGCUGAAUUUGAUGGCGACGUAUCCUCUCUCACUGAUCUUAAAACAUUUGUCAACAACAACAUCAAUGGUUUGGUGGGACAUCGUACUCAAGGUAACCAGGAGCAGUUCCAGAAACCCCUCAUUGUUGCAUACUACGAGGUUGAUUAUAAGAGAAAUACUAAGGGAACAAACUACUGGAGGAACAGAGUAAUGAAAGUUGGAAAGAAGAUCACAGAAGGCGGAGCAAAGGUCUUCUUCGCUGUCUCAAGUGCAACUGAGUUUUCACAAGAGAUUGAUGAAUUCUCUCUCAAUUUCGAAAGCAAUCCUGUUGUAGGAGCAUGGAACACCAAAGGUCAAAAAUUCGUCAUGACUGAUGAUUUCAGCAUGGACACAUUUGAAAAGUUUGUAAAUGACUUCUUAGACAACAAACUUGAACCACAUAUGAAAUCUGAGGCUAUCCCAGAUAACUCUGAAAAUGCAGUUAAGGUUGCAGUAGGCAAGAACUUUGCAGACCUUGUAGAUGAUGAAACAAAGGAUGUCCUAAUUGAAUUUUAUGCACCAUGGUGUGGACAUUGUAAGAGUCUGGAACCAAAAUACAAUGAGCUAGCUGAAAAGCUGGCCAAGGAGGAGAGUAUUGUAAUUGCCAAGAUGGAUGCCACAGCCAAUGAUGUACCCCCACAGUAUAAUGUCAAAGGAUUCCCAACUAUCUACUUUGCUCCCAAAGGAAACAAACAGAACCCAAAACAAUACAAUGGUGGACGUGAAGUUGAUGAUUUUGUCAAAUAUCUUGCAGCGGAAGCAACAGAGGAACUAAGUGGAUUUACUAGAAAGGGAAAAGCAAAGAAGGCCGAAUUAUAAAA
Owenia fusiformis is the source of this 1484-nucleotide messenger RNA. The record is from the annotation of a GenBank genome assembly. Lineage: Eukaryota; Metazoa; Annelida; Polychaeta; Sabellida; Oweniidae.